GGUUUUUUCUUUGAUUUUAAAAAUUUGAGACUUUGAUCUUAGAAAUAACCAUAUUGUGUUGACCAAGAACAACAAUUUGUCAUCUACAUGUAGAUUGUGGACAGAGGAUGUAAUAAUAAUGCCACCUUUAAAUCCCAUGGGUAGCUGGGAGCUAGACCAGGAACAAAGAUUUAACGCCCAGAACCCGCCAUGUUGGGUUGUGACGUUAAUGGUAGUUUACCAGUGGAUUUGAACAAAUAAAUAUCGAUCCUCCUAGAUAGUAGAUAAAGGUUCCCUGACUAUGGACCCCUGGAACAGCGCCCAGGAUGUUGUACGCUGCACCCUGUGUCAGGACUCUGUGGCCCCCAUGUACUGUGAAGUUUGUCAUAUACAUAUGUGUAAAGACUGUGUAGAGACACAUUUAUCAGAUUCCUCUAAAGUCCAUAAUGUGGUGUCGCUAAAACAAUACUUCACCACUCUGAACUAUCCCAAGUGUAGGAAACAUCCCACCAGACAAUGUGAACUUUAUUGUGAACAAUGUGAUAUUCCUAUUUGUGCACAAUGUAUUUUGUCUAAAAAACAUUUAGGUCAUAUACAAGUUGAUAUUCUUAAAACCUUUGAAAGCAAAACGGAAAAGUUGCAAAAUGAUUUGCAAGAAUUGGAGAAAUUCAUUUAUCCUAAAUACCAAGAGAGUGCAUCCAUUAUCACAGUGCAGAAAGCUGAACUGAGUAAAAACUCCCAGAAAUUGACAACAACAAUUGACAGACAAGGAGAAGUCUGGCACAGAGAAAUAGACACCAUUAUCACAAACCUGAAAUCUAACAUGGAGGAAAUGGAAUCCAAACACCUGGUUGUCCUGAAUAAACAGGAAGAUGAAAUCACACACACUAUUUCUGAAAUCACACAGACCAUUGCUGAACUGAAGAAGUUACUGAACUCCAAAGAUGUCUGCCUUGUCUCUGAGUGCAAAUCCAGGAACGCUGAGUUCAGAAGAUUGCCUCCUAAAUACAAAGUGUCCUUACCAAACUUUAGGCCUCAGGAAAUCUACACAGAUCAGCUGAUUAAACAGUUUGGUUCUCUGUCAGCAUUAUCUUUUACAACAGAGAAACAAGACUACAGCAUGCCGCCCCAGGGAGCCGAGUCCUCUCCCCUAGACCGGUCUCUGAUGGAUGAACCCCAUGUCAUCACAUCUAUAGACACGGGGUAUGAAUAUAUAUACGGCGUGACGUGCCUGAAUGAAACAGAUGUAUGGGUGCAUGGUAAUAACAACGUUUUGAAGCUUUUCAAUCUUAAUGGAGACCUACUGCAGUCCAUUCAAACCAAGUCAGGGAACCAGCCAGAGGACAUAGCAGUAACAAGGAGUGGGGAUCUAGUUUAUACUGAUUACGAUGAUAGAACUGUGAACAUAGUGAAGAAUACACAGAUACAGACAGUGAUCAGACUACAGGGGUGGAAACCUCACGGUGUCUGUAGUACCUCCUCUGGUGACCUCCUGGUUGUCAUGGACAGUGAUGAUGAUACACAAACAAAAGUUGUGCGUUACUCUGGCUCCACAGAGAAACAAAGUAUUCAGUACGACGACAAAGGACAACCUCUCUAUUCAUCUGGUUACUAUAAAUACAUCAGUGAGAACAGGAACCUAGAUAUCUGUGUGUCAGACAAUACAGCCAGUGCAGUAGUGGUGGUCAAUCAGGCCGGGAAACUCCGGUUUACCUACACUGGUCCUCCCUCUACUACCGAGGGAUUAUUUAAUCCAUACGGCAGCACAACAGACAGCCAGGGUCGGAUCCUGACAACAGACUAUUACAACCACCAUAUCCACAUCCUGGAUCAGGACGGACAGUUCCUCCGCUACAUUGACAACUGUCAUUUACAGUAUCCAUGGGGUUUAUGUGUGGACACCAGAGACAACCUCUUUGUGACUGAGGAGAACACAGGUAAAGUGAAGAAAAUCCAAUAUUACAUGUAAAUCAAUUAACUGCAUAAAUGAGAUGUAAACAAAUGAACCAAGUAUAUAUUACAUACUGUGUGUAGAUAUUACAUGUAACGACAGUGUUUGUAGUGCUCCUGAAUAUACCAUCUACAUUAGAUGAGAAUACUGUGUGUGUUUAUAUUAUACAGGUAUUUAUCAUUACAGAUAAAAUAUAUAUAAUCUGUGUUAUCGGGUCAUGUAAGUUUUUUCUAUUGGAUGUAAACAAAUUGUUGGCUGUACAGUGUAUUUCUAUAACAUGUAGGUUUCCAUGUAUUUUGUAAUAUUGCAUGUCAUCAAACUAGGAGCAUUUUAACACCAACUUUUUUCUGCAAACAAUGUUUCUUUCAUAUUACAUGUAGACUGUCCAUUCUUGUAUAGUAUAUGUAAACAAAAUGACUGUUUAUGUCAUUGUUACCAUGUGUAUUAACCCUUUCAACGCCGAUAGUCAGUAACGUCUGUAAUGUCAUCUUGCCAUACAAUGACGUCAACGUUAAGUAAUGCGGUAAAACGCGACGUCGAGUUGCAAAGUAAAAAGUCGCACCUGCUUAUUUCAUAAACAUAUU
Magallana angulata is the source of this 2514-nucleotide messenger RNA. RefSeq names its product E3 ubiquitin-protein ligase TRIM71-like. Gene Ontology annotation, biological process: protein polyubiquitination; proteasome-mediated ubiquitin-dependent protein catabolic process. Lineage: Eukaryota; Metazoa; Mollusca; Bivalvia; Ostreida; Ostreidae. Bases 281 to 1948 code for a protein of 555 amino acids. The transcript is spliced from 2 exons. The record is from RefSeq and is a predicted model, not a curated record. Gene Ontology annotation, molecular function: ubiquitin protein ligase activity; zinc ion binding.